Molecule: messenger RNA, 1314 nt
Organism: Aureobasidium melanogenum CBS 110374
Lineage: Eukaryota; Fungi; Ascomycota; Dothideomycetes; Dothideales; Saccotheciaceae
Product: histidinol-phosphate aminotransferase
Exons: 3
Coding region: 1-1314 (437 amino acids)
Biological process (GO): L-histidine biosynthetic process
Molecular function (GO): pyridoxal phosphate binding; L-histidinol-phosphate:2-oxoglutarate transaminase activity
Source: RefSeq, a predicted model, not a curated record
AUGCCUGCACAAGUAAACGCCUUCAACCUCGAGACGUGUGCCCGUCCCAACAUCCUGGCUCUCGAGCCCUACAGAUGUGCCAGAGACGACUACAAAGACGAUGGCACAAACAUUCUUCUGGACGCCAACGAGAACGCCUAUGGUCCCGGUCUGGCAGUCGAUAGUGCUUCAGGCAAGCUGAAGAACGCCUUGAACGGAGAUGCCAGUGUCGAGGUCGACCUUCUCGGCCUCAAUCGCUACCCAGACCCCCACCAACCCGAGCUUAAGCAACUGCUUUGCAACCUCCGCAACACCCACACCCACACAGAAAAGAAUCUGACACCCGAGAACCUCUUCGUCGGUGUUGGCAGUGAUGAAGCCAUUGACGCCCUGAUUCGCGCCUUCUGCACUCCUGGCAAAGACAAGAUCCUUACAUGCCCUCCCACCUAUGGCAUGUACUCUGUUUCUGCCCAAGUCAACGAUGUCGCCGUCAUCAAAGCUCCGCUAGACGUCAACAAUGACUUCGCCCUCCAACCCUACCUGAUCAACGAGAUGCUCGAACAAGACCCCCACAUCAAGAUGGUUUACAUUUGCUCACCAGGCAACCCAACAGCCAACCUCGUUCGCAAGGAGGACGUCGAAGCUGUUCUCAAACACCCAUCAUGGAACGGCAUUGUCGUGCUGGAUGAAGCCUACAUCGAUUUCGCCCCCGACGGCACUUCUUUGGCCGAAUGGGUUAACGACUGGCCCAACCUCGUUGUUAUGCAAACUCUCUCAAAAGCCUUUGGUCUUGCCGGUAUUCGUCUAGGAGCUGCCUUCACCUCUCCACCCAUCGCCCGCCUACUCAACUCCCUCAAGGCACCCUACAAUAUCUCCAACCCCACCUCUCAACUCGCCAUCGCAGCCUUGCAACCCAAGAACCUCGCCGUCAUGCGCCAAAACCGUGACAAGAUUAUCACUCAACGCGACCGCAUGCUCAAAGAAAUGCCUUCAAUUCCGGGCAUCGGUCGUUUCCGCGGCGGCGCAGCAAGCAACUUCCUCCUCGUCGAGAUGCUCAAUGCUUCCAAAGAACCCAGUAAUGAAAUCGCUCUUGCCGUGUACGAACAACUCGCCGAGUCCCGCGGUGUGGUCGUCCGUUUCCGCGGCAAGGAGUUGGGUUGUCUGGGUUGUUUGCGCAUUACCGUGGGUACUGAAGACGAAGUCACUAGAUUUUUGAGGGAGAUUGCUUCGGUGCUUGAGACGGUCAGAAAUGAUCAAAGUGGCAAGAAGCUCGACAAGAGCGAGCAGAAAACAGAAGACAAGGCUGAGGAACAAGCUAACGAUGUAGUCGCCUAG